Drosophila arizonae is the source of this 3172-nucleotide messenger RNA. Its product is annotated as RNA cytidine acetyltransferase l(1)G0020. Gene Ontology annotation, molecular function: 18S rRNA cytidine N-acetyltransferase activity; tRNA binding; ATP binding. Gene Ontology annotation, cellular component: nucleolus; 90S preribosome. NCBI's taxonomy places the organism in Eukaryota, Metazoa, Arthropoda, Insecta, Diptera, Drosophilidae. The record is from RefSeq and is a predicted model, not a curated record. Gene Ontology annotation, biological process: rRNA acetylation involved in maturation of SSU-rRNA.
UUUGAGCGAUUUGAAUAAUCCAGCUAUAGUUUAAAUCAUACCGGCAUAUUCAAUUAAAGCAAAAUGGUGAAGAAGAAAAUAGACAAUCGCAUUCGCGUUAUGAUUGAGAAUGGUGUCAAGCUGGGGCAUCGUACCAUGUUUGUCAUCAUUGGCGACAAGGCCCGUGACCAAGUGCCCAUUCUGUACGACAUUCUCAUUAAAUCCACCGUAAAGGCUCGCCCAACUGUGCUGUGGUGCUACAAAAACAAAGACGAAGCCAUUUCCAAUCACGGCAAGAAGCGUGCUAAGAAAAUCGCUCAUGGUAAAGUGGACGUGAAUGAGGUGGAUCUAUUCGAUGCCUUCCGCGUAGCAACCACAAUACACGGUCGCUACUACUCUGAAACACACGCCAUACUGGGACGAACCUAUGGAGUUUGCGUGCUUCAGGACUUCGAGGCACUCACGCCCAAUUUGCUGGCGCGGACCGUGGAGACUGUCGAAGGUGGCGGCCUAAUCAUAUUGCUGCUGAAGACAAUGCAGUCACUCAAGCAACUGUACACCAUGAGCAUGGACGUGCACAAACGCUUCCGCACCGAGGCCCACCAGACAGUCACCUGCCGCUUUAAUGAGCGCCUGAUCCUGUCCCUGGCCGACUGCAAACGCUGCCUGGUGGUCAACGAUGAUCUAACCGUGCUACCACUGAGUUCCAAGACCAUAAAUGUGCAGCCGGUGAAUCCAGCGGACGUUGCGAAAUCGGAGAAUGACACCAACUUGAGAGAGCUGCAGCAGAGUCUGUUGAAUGUGCAGCCUGCCAGCGCCCUGGUGAGUCUCUGCAAGACCUACGACCAGGCCCAUGCAGUUGCCCAGUUCAUUGACGCGCUGGUGGACAAGCAGCUGAAGCCUCCAAUGUCACUGACCGCCGCUCGUGGACGCGGCAAAUCCGCUGCUAUGGGUCUGGCUAUAGCUGCAGCAGUCUCGUUUGGCUAUGUGAACGUGUAUGUCACCUCGCCUCAUCCCGAGAACUUGAUAACGCUCUUUGAGUUCGUGCUCAAGGGCUUCGAUGCGCUGGAGUAUCAGGAGCAUGCGGACUACACCAUAAUACGCAGUACCAAUCCGGACUUCAAAAAGGCCAUCAUACGUAUCAACAUAACGCGCAACAGCCGCCAGACCAUACAGUAUAUAGCGCCCAGCGAUACGCACCUGCUGAAUGCCGCCGAUCUGCUGCUGAUCGAUGAGGCCGCGGCCAUACCCUUGCCGCUGGUCAAGAAGAUGAUGGGCCCCUACCUGAUAUUCAUGGCCAGCACCAUCAAUGGUUAUGAGGGCACGGGCCGCUCGCUGAGCCUGAAGCUCAUCGCUCAAAUACAAAAGGACAACAAUGCGCGGCCACCGCUGACGCUCAACGAGUCGAUCCGCUACAGGUGCGACGAUGACAUCGAGCGGUGGCUCAUCAAUCUGCUCUGCCUGGACACGAGCAAUGUGCCAGUCGUUAGCUCGGGCUGUCCGCUGCCAGUGCUCUGCGAGCUCUACUAUAUCAAUCGGGAUGCUCUGUUCUCGUACCACAAAGCCGCGGAGACCUUCCUCAAUCGGUUGAUGUCCAUCUACGUGUCGUCCCACUACAAGAAUACGCCCAACGAUCUACAGAUGAUGAGCGAUGCGCCCGCUCAUCAUUUGUUCUGCAUGCUUGCCCCAGUGCAACGCAUGGAUCAGUUGCCAGAGAUUCUAGUGGUCAUCCAAGUGGCCCUCGAGGGACAAAUCUCGUCACAGAGCAUUAACGAUUCGUUGGGGCGCGGCAAGAAGGCUGCCGGUGAUUUGAUACCCUGGAACGUGGCCGAGCAGUACGGAGAUCGUGAUUUUCCCAAGCUAUCCGGCGUACGCAUCGUCCGUGUUGCGACACAUCCCAACUAUCAGCGCAUGGGCUACGGCAAGAGGGCAAUCGCCCUAUUGAAGGACUACUACGAAGGCUGCUUCACGAAUGUGGAUGACAAGCCGGAGAAGAUUAAUGACAAAGUUGGCAUUGAAGAGGUGGAGGAGGAGGAGCUGAGYCUGCUCAAAGAGCAGAUUCGUCCACGCAAACGUAUUCCAACGUUACUCGAACGCCUGCACGAGCGCAUGCCGGAGCGUAUUGAUUAUAUAGGCACCUCAUAUGGCCUGACUGCAGAGCUACUUAAGUUCUGGAAGAACGUCGGCUUUGUGCCCGUUUACCUCAGCCAGAAGGCCAACGAGCUGACCGGCGAGCACAGCUGCAUCAUGCUGCACACACUGAAGCGAGCGCCCAGCAGCUGGCUGCCUCUGUACUUCCACGACUUUCGCCGGCGAGUGCUCAAGCUCAUGGCGAAGACUUUCCGCGAGUUCGAAACCAAACUGUGCCUGGCGCUGCUCAAGAACAAGUCCGUGGAUGACUCCAGCACAACGAUCGCCAAGCUAGACAAGCCCACGCUGGACGUUUACUUUCUGCCGCACGAUCUGCAGCGCUUGGAGAGCUAUGCACGCCAGCAGUCCGAGUUCCGCCUGAUCAUCGAUCUGCUGUCCGACAUCGCCCAGCUUUAUUUCCAGGGUCGCAUCGAGGGACUCCAGCUGGAUCUGGUGCAACAGAGCGUGCUGUUGGGCCUGGGCGUGCAGGGCAAGUCGGUGGACCAGAUAGCCGCCGAGCUCAACAUGCCGGGCAACCAGUUGCUGGCCAAGUUCUUUGACGCCAUGAAGAAGUGCAAUCAGUGCUUCCGCACGGUGCUCGAGGAGCACAUCGAGGGUGGCAUGCUACAGGAGUCGCAGCUGCCGCGUGGCGAAGAGCUGCAGCCGCUCUCGCUAUCCAUUGACCAAGAGCUGGAAAAGACAGCGCAGAAACUGACCAAGCAGCAGCGCAAGGAACUGAAGCGCCUGAAGGCCGAGGCGACAUUCAACGAAUACCAAAUCAAGGGCAGCGAAGAGGACUGGUCCAAGGCGCUCGAGAGCAAUGGCAAGGACGCGACUAUUGGUGCUGGUAGCGGUCUACUUUCGGUGAAGAGCGGAGUCAAGCGUCUUGACGCGACUGUAGAACCUCCUGAUGCGAACUUGGGACCACCACAGACGAAAAAGAGCAAAAAGAAUCCUAAGUUGAAAAAGGGCGCGGGCAAGUCGCUCAUUUAGUGGGCACAGUUGGGGUAGAUCUAUAUUUAUAAGGUUUCUUCAAUAAAAAAUAAUGGAGAGUUGACGUUAA